AGGUCUAAAUUUCAGAAGACAAAAGGCCAAGCCUUUGGACUCUUGCCUUGUUUCUCGAGACGGUGACCAGUUUGGUCUAUCUUGACAGGGCGGUAAGCCAGCGCCCAAAACAAUGCCAACAUCUCCAAAAGCCACACGGAAAACCCUAGUACUGCCAUUUCUUUGCAGGCAUCACAGCUUUUUGAUUUCCAUCAAACAACUCUAAAAUAUUUUUCUUCCUUUUAUCUUAGUAUCAGAUUUCUUUCAUAAUCCAUUUUUGGUUCUCAAUGUCGAUCUUCCCAUUGCUCAGUGAUCAUCCAGUGAUCUAUUUUAGUUAUUGAAUAGUUGAGAUUUAUCUGGGGUUUUAGCUUGUUGCUGGGUUAGUUUUGUAUUAGCUAUUAGUUUGAGCUGCGGGGCGUUUUGCUAUGGUAUCGUUCUUGGAUUCCUCACCAUCCCCAUGAAGAGUAGAGAGUUCAAUCAAAAACUCAACUUUGAAUCUGGGGUGCCCAAUAAAAAAUUUGGUCAUUUUCAAGUAGAGAUUUUUGGGUAUUUAGUUAAGCCUAGAAAUGGCUUGGGGUUACAGAUGACCCUAUUUUCAUUUACAACUCGUGCCUCAAGGGUUCGAGCCGCCUCCAAGGUCUUCAUUCCUCAUUUUCACAUUCAAUUUCACGGAGGAUCUCACCCGCAAGGCAAUAAAGAGGUAAAGACAAUCCAAAAGCACGAGGCUUGGUUCGUUAAGGUUGUGUGCACUCUCUUUGUUUAUUCACAGCCUUUAGAUGAUAGCUGUUUGAGUUAUCUGAGCAAGAAUUUGACUCCUUUAAUUGAAUUUGAAGUUGUUAAAUGGUUAAACAAUCCAGCAUUAGGUUUGAAGUUUCUCGAGUUCAGUAGGGUGAAUUUUAAUAUUGCUCAUUCUUUUUGGACUUAUAAUUUGCUUAUGAGGUCAUUUAGUCAUAUGGGUCUACAUGAUUCGGCUAAAUUAGUGUUUGAUUAUAUGAGGAUUGAUGGGCAUUUGCCUGAUACUACUAUUUUAGGAUUUAUGAUUUCGUCUUUUGGGAGGGCAAGUGAGUUUGGUAUGGCAAAGAAAUUGCUUGCUGAUGUUCAGUCUGAUGAAGUAGUGAUCAGUAUUUUUGCGUUAAACAACUUGUUGAAUAUGAUGGUUAAGCAAAAUAAACUAGAGGAGGCUGUUAGCUUAUAUAAAGAGAAUUUAAGAUCAAAUUUUUACCCAGACGCAUGGACAUUUAAUAUUCUAAUUCGAGGUCUGUGCAGAGUAGGGAAAGUGGAUCAGGCUUUUGAGCUUUUUAAUGAUAUGGGGAGUUUUGGUUGUUUUCCUGAUAUUGUUACAUAUAACACCAUUAUAAAUGGGUUAUGUAAGGUUAAUGAGGUAGAUAGAGGACACAAGUUAUUGAACCAAGUUCAAUCAAGAGAUGAUUGCUUACCAGAUGUUGUGACUUAUACAUCGGUCAUAUCUGGUUAUUGCAAGUUGGGUAAGAUGGACGAGGCAUCUGCACUUUUCCAUGAGAUGAUUAGUUCAGGAACUGUGCCUACUGUUGUCACUUUUAAUGUUCUGAUUGAUGGCUUUGGCAAGGUUGGUGAUAUGGUUUCUGCUAAAUCCAUGUAUGUGCAGAUGGCUUCUUUUGGUUGCAUUGCUGAUGUUGUGACGUUCACUUCCUUGAUUGAUGGCUACUGUCGAAUUGGAGAUGUAAACCAGAGUUUGCAGCUGUGGAAUACAAUGAAAGGGAGAGACUUAUCUCCAAAUGUUUAUACCUUUGCUAUUACUAUUAAUGCUCUAUGCAAGGAAAAUAGACUACAUGAGGCUCGCGGAUUUUUGAGGGAGUUGCAGUGUAGGAAUAUUGUUCCAAAACCAUUUAUCUUCAACCCUGUGAUUGAUGGGUUUUGCAAGGCUGGAAAUUUGGAUGAGGCCAAUCUGAUAGUAGCAGAGAUGGAAGAGAAGCAAUGUCAUCCUGAUAAAGUGACAUUUACCAUUCUCAUUAUAGGACACUGUAUGAAAGGAAGAAUGUUUGAAGCAAUUAGCAUUUUCAAUAAAAUGUUAUCAGUUGGUUGUACCCCAGAUGAUGUUACUGUAAAUUCUUUAAUUUCUUGCCUUUUGAAGGCUGGGAUGCCUAGCGAAGCCUCCUGCAUUACAAAAAUGGCAUCACAGGACAUGAAGUUGGGUUCAUCACUCUUGGAGAACAAUUCUCCUUUGAAGAUAAACAGAGGUGUGCCUGUGGCUGCUUAAGAGAAAAGCUUGCCAUCAUUGAACUUGGUGUCAUUCCGAAAUGUUGAGAAGGCUCUUCAUCAUGCAUCAAAUAUCCAAUUAAGCAUAUCCAGCUUGAAGCACAAACUGGCUUGCCUUCAGAUAGCAGAAAAUGCAUUUUUCAAGUUAUUGAUGGAAUCCUUAAUGGUACUCUGUUCUUGCCUUUUACACCAUUAUAUGAGGUUACUGUAAGAGAUUAAAGGCUGCUGCAGCUUAAAUCUGAAUUUGGUUGGGGAACAUCACCAUUGGAUGUUUGGCUUCAAAGGCUGGAUGAUGCUAUAGAAAACUGGCAUGAUGCUGAAUGAGUUGGAAAGUACCACGGAGGUUUGCUAUUUGUCUUGCAGUUGAAUAUGGUGUUCCAUAUCCAAUGAGAUCUCCAAACAUGAUAAUGGAAAAUUGAGCAAUACAUUGGGCAAAAGAAAGGAAAAUAGAUAGAUGAAUUUCGUGUUUUAGAUUUUAUAUUCCCUUCUUUCUUCGGAGCAAUCCAAUAUUGUUUGAUUUUUGGUC
Molecule: messenger RNA, 2740 nt
Organism: Theobroma cacao (cacao)
Lineage: Eukaryota; Viridiplantae; Streptophyta; Magnoliopsida; Malvales; Malvaceae
Product: Pentatricopeptide repeat (PPR) superfamily protein
Molecular function (GO): protein binding
Source: RefSeq, a predicted model, not a curated record